Messenger RNA from Paramuricea clavata, 1059 nucleotides. NCBI's taxonomy places the organism in Eukaryota, Metazoa, Cnidaria, Anthozoa, Malacalcyonacea, Plexauridae. The record is from the annotation of a GenBank genome assembly.
CGGUUGAAAACACAACUUAUUUUUUGAAGACCAACUUUUGAUUUUGAAAACACAACUUAUUUUUUGAAGACCAACUUUUGAUACCCAACCGCAAUCCAAUGUCUUUGUUGUUCGCGGGCUCAGUCAUUAUAUUUUCAAAAUGGAGGAAGAAGACAAACAAUACUUGCUACAGGCAAUUUUUGAUGUGAUAAAUUCCAUCGACCGUUUUUCACAGUCUCGAGACGCUAAUGUAGACUACCAAGAGCUUAUGCUGAAACUUGAUUUUUUACAACGGUUACUAGUAAAUAUGAAUCUUGAUGAUUCGAUAUGUGCAAAUGUUGGAGAGGCAUAUAAUAUUCUUUUCAAUAUGGAACAAAUGGAACACCAAUCCAGACAAGAACUCCAAACGCGAAGUGAAGAAAAUAAUGCUGCUAGACAAGUUUCUCGAGCAAGUCGUGGCCGACCCUCGUACGAUAUAAAAGAAGAACAAUUAUCGUUUCUUCUUGAAAAGGGGUUCAAGGUUUCCGAAAUCAGCAAAAUAAUCGGGGUCAGUAAACGGACAAUUGAGAGGAGAAUGGCGUUUUUUGGACACUCUGUAUCAGGUACUUCGUGCUAUUCACGAUCAAAGGCUAGUGCAACCUCGUCCCAAGAGCAAAGAGCCUGGGAACGAGGUUGAGGCUAGUGUAUAGAAUCAGGGCCGUUCAGGGGGGGGGGGCAAAGGGGGCAAUUUGCCUCAGGCUCAAGGAAGGGAGAAAUAAAUUAAAGAUGUUAUAAAAAUCUAUAAAAUAUUAUUAAAUAGCUAUAGAUACUUAGAUAGAUUGCUAUUAUUAACUGUGAUAAUAAUCCCAAUGGGAGAGGGGCCCCCAGUUGAUUCUUGCACCGGCCCCCAAAUUUCUCUGAACAGCACGGUAUAGAAUACCUGAUCACUUCUGGGGAGUCAUAGAAUACAAGGGCACUUACAAGUUACAACAAAUUUACAGCGAGUUUGUAGGAGUGGGGAGGUUAGAAAGGAAAUUUAUAGAGUGUAGUCUUUUUGUAUUCAGUAGUUCAAGGUAAUGUAUAAAAAUUCAUGUAAAAUAC